Messenger RNA from Psylliodes chrysocephalus, 469 nucleotides. The record is from the annotation of a GenBank genome assembly. NCBI's taxonomy places the organism in Eukaryota, Metazoa, Arthropoda, Insecta, Coleoptera, Chrysomelidae.
GUUUUUAAUUUAAAAUAUUUUGUGAAAUUGGACUAAAAAUGGCGACCUCUAUUUACUCUACUCUACCGAUACAAAAUCGUUGCUUCAAUUUUUUUAAUUUCUAUUACAGGCGAUUUUUCUAUUUAAAAAUGUUGAUAGAAUAUAAAAAAAUAAAAGUAUUUAAAAAAAAAAGCCAAAAAGGAUCCAGGUCUAGCUAUAUUGGUCGGGCUGAGACAAGACUCUUACUCCCAGGCGCGAUCCCACUACUGCACGACGCGGGGACUUUUGGCUGCUGGGUUUCCCCCCUGGCCCGGUUCGCCCCUCCUUGGCUAACCUGGCCGUCCCAAACUCCUUCAGGACGCCCAUAUUGAACGCCGUGCUUAGUGUGGACACCCGGUCAACGUAAGAAACCCUGCACCAGAUCUCCCGACCUCAAACCAUCCGCUGAAUCCGACCUCGAAGUAGCUCGAUUACAGGAGGCGCCACGCUC